This is a messenger RNA of Tremella mesenterica DSM 1558, 1599 nucleotides long. RefSeq lists its product as uncharacterized. The record is from RefSeq and is a predicted model, not a curated record. Bases 190 to 1173 code for a protein of 327 amino acids. Gene Ontology annotation, molecular function: signaling receptor activity. Gene Ontology annotation, cellular component: membrane. The transcript is spliced from 8 exons. Lineage: Eukaryota; Fungi; Basidiomycota; Tremellomycetes; Tremellales; Tremellaceae.
CAACAUCCCCGACGACGAGGAAGAAGAUUAAGUUUAUCGAAUCAUCACUAUCUCGAAGAUCACUUACAAACGACGAGUGAAGAGGUGAAGGAGCUUGCAACAGCUACGAGUGAGGGACGGAUGGAUGACCGCUCCCCAUAUUUUACAGGGUAGAUCAUUCGACAAGUCAUUCUUUUCACUCGCUACCCGAUGCCUCUCACACGUCGAUCUGCCCGGGUCAGCAGCUCGGGGGCUAAACAAGAUCCUUUGGUCGCUGAAGAGUCGUCGUCUGAUCUCACCUUCUCCACUUCAUCACUCCUCCUGACCUAUGACCAGUCUCUCCGUUUGGUACCAUGGCAAACAGACAACGACUAUGUCCUCACGGGUUAUCGAAGACAACAGCGUACCAUACAAGACUGUCUUCGGAGCUCCGUGGCCUAUCUUCACAACGAGACAGUCAACAUACACUCUCAUUCUCUCGGAGCAGCUUUCUUUGCUAUACUGCUGCCCUUACAUCUUCAUCCCACGCACUUUCCCCACUUCUCCUUCUCAGACAGAGCGACACCUGUUCCUCCAACCUUGCAUGACAAGGUGGCUUUGACCCUUUACCUGUCAUGCGCCAUGACAUGUCUAGGACUCAGUAGCUGGUUUCACACAGUGCAGUGUCAUUCAAAGGCGACUUGCGAUGCUGCUCAUCGGGGAGAUUAUCGGAUUGGAAUCGUCACCUUGAUCGUUGGCAGUAUUUUGCCCGGGAUGUAUUACGCUUUCCACGACUCUCUUUUCUUUCAGACUUACGUCAUAGCUGCCAUCAGCGCAGCCGGUAUCGCAUCUGCAUAUAUCGUUCUCUCGCCUCAUCAUAGAGCUCAUCGAUGGCACCGCACGCUCACCUUUAUUGCCCUUGGUCUGUCCGCUGUGAUUCCCGUGGGACACGUGGUGGCGACGAAAGGCAUAUCGUAUUCUCGCCAAGUCCUCUCCUUGGACCUCCUCGUAGCUGGAGGGGUAUCUUAUAUCUUUGGUGCAGUCUUAUAUGCCGCUCGUUUUCCUGAACAACUCGCACCCGGCCGUUUCGACUACUUCGGCCAUUCGCAUCAGAUCUUUCACUUGUUUGUGCUGGCUGGUGCCGGGUGUCAAUAUGCCGCGCUGAGAGGGAUGGUCUGGGGUAGAGCUAUGGCGGUCGGACAUCAGUUCUCAUGAAAGGACCUCCAUGUCUCACAUCUUUAUCAUCAGUCACACGCCUCGUAGCUGCGUAGAUCGUCGGAAGACCACCUAUUUGUGUUCAGAAUCUCAUGUUUUCGAACGACUAUCAUUUCAACUCCAGAUGAGGGCUUUGACGAUCAUCAGGAUGACCUCCGACCUCUUUAGUAGGCAAUCUUCACAUUCGACUUCCGCAUCUUUCACAAACACCCAAGCUUGACCACGCGAAUCUAAUGGCGACACCGGUUCUGCUCGAUCCGCGAUACCAGUUCCAUGAUCUUAAUCCUUCUCCGAGCCUGUCAGAAUAAAAGGAGCUUGGACGGGGGACUGUGGAAUGUUGAGAACUCCUAAACUAGUCCACUUCGCCCGAUCAAAUCCGGAGCGGAUUGCAUAGGUAAAUCUCCUUAACAAUGCACCUUUCGAUUC